Molecule: messenger RNA, 429 nt
Organism: Tetrahymena thermophila SB210
Lineage: Eukaryota; Ciliophora; Oligohymenophorea; Hymenostomatida; Tetrahymenidae
Product: scavenger mRNA decapping enzyme carboxy-term-binding protein
Exons: 1
Molecular function (GO): catalytic activity
Source: RefSeq, a predicted model, not a curated record
AUGGGAAAUAAGUCAGCAAAGGAGUGCAUAUUCUGUUAGAUUAGAGAUUCAAAAGGUAAUUAAGCUCCAUUUUAUGAGGAUGAUGAAAUAUUUGCAUUCGAAGAUAUUAAUAUUGCAUCGUCUAAAAGACAUAUUUUAAUAUGCCCUAAAAGACAUAUUAAAAAUGUUAAUGAACUAAAUUAUUUAGAUAUUGAGUUGGUAAAAAGAUUAGAAUAAGUAGGAAUUUAAACUCUUUAGGAAUCUCAUCCUAAUUAGCAAUAUAGGUUUGGCUAUCAUUCACCUCCUUUAAAUAGUAUUGAUCAUCUUCAUCUGCAUGGAUUUGUUUUACCAAUUUCUAAUUGCUUUAACAAUAAAAUCAUUUAUGGUUAUUUCUUAACUUCAAACCAAUAAAUUAUAAAAAAAUUAGAAAAAUAACAACCAAUGCUAUGA